AAUCUCUUGUUGUUCCCAUUCUUUCUCAUCAAUCCUUCAGCUCAUAACACAAAGUAAAAUUCAACAGAAGGAGAAGAGAAACAUAUAUAAAUUACGGUAGCCAAAAAUGGCUAGGAUUACAAUGUCGCAUAUUUUGGUGGCUCUUUUCGUCAUCCUUGUUUCAAUGGAAGCCGCCUUCGUUAUGGGGCAAGGCAAGGGGAACGGGAACGGGAACGGGAGCGGAAAUGGGAACGGGAACGGGAGCGGAAAUGGGAACGGCAACGGCAAUGGUAAUGGCAAUGGAAAUGGCAACGGCGACGGAAAUGGCAACGGCAGCGGAAAUGGCAAUGGGAACGGAAACGGCAAUGGGAACGGGAGCGGAAAUGGGAACGGCAACGGCAAUGGUAAUGGCAAUAGCAAUGGAAAUGGCAAUGGCAAUGGCAACGGGAAUGGGAAUGGAAACGGCAAUGGUAAUGAAGCCGAUGAGGCUGCUGUUUCCAAUUAUGACGUGUUGACACCAGUGGGAUCCGGGCAGGAGCGAGGGUUCUGUAAAGCAAAGGGGGCUUGCUAUUACAAGACUCUUACGUGCCCAUCUGAAUGCCCUCAGAGAAAGCCGAAGAAGAACAAGAAGAACAAGGGUUGUUUCAUUAACUGCGGUAGCAAGUGUGAAGCUACUUGCAAGUUUAGGAAAGCCAAGUGUGAUGGUUAUGGCUCUCUGUGCUACGAUCCCAGGUUUGUUGGCGGUGACGGUGUGAUGUUCUACUUCCAUGGAGCCAAGGGCGGAAACUUUGCCAUUGUUUCAGACACCAACCUCCAAAUCAACGCACACUUCAUCGGGACUCGACCAACAGGAAGGACCCGCGAUUUCACAUGGAUUCAGGCUUUCGCAGUGAUGUUUGACUCUCACACCCUUGUCAUCGCAGCAAAGAGGGUAUCAAAGUGGGAUGACAAAGUUGAUGCUCUCAUGGUAAAGUGGGAUGACAAAGUUGUGACCAUCCCCACUGAUGGAGACGCCGAAUGGAGGACUAACGGUGAAGAUAGAGAGGUAAUCGUCGAAAGAACUGAUGAAACCAACUACGUUAGGGUUACAGUGGCCGGUCUCGUGGAAAUGGACAUUAGGGUUAGACCUAUUGGAGAAGAGGAAAACAAGGUCCAUAACUACCAAGUACCAGCUGAUGACACAUUUGCUCACUUGGAGACACAGUUCAGAUUUACCAAUUUAUCCGAUCUUGUGGAGGGAGUUUUGGGCAAGACUUACCGCCCAGGUUACGUUAGCCCGGUCAAAAUCGGAGUCCCGAUGCCGAUGGUUGGUGGGGAGGACAAGUACAAAACUUCAUCCCUCUUUUGUCCUCUCUGCAAGGUUUGCAGGUUCCAGAAACAGCCUGAGCUUGCAGCUGCUGGAGGAAUUGCUCAGUACUGAAUGAUUAUAAUUUUUUAUUUAAAUAUAUUUAGGGGUGGACAAAACACAUCGGCUACCAAUAAAAUGAUUUAUAGUUUUAACAAUAUAUCAUGAAUAUUGUUACAAUAUAUUUAUAGACUGUAACUAAUAAUGAUAUCAAUAAAAUGUGACAAUGUUAA
Molecule: messenger RNA, 1557 nt
Organism: Malus domestica (apple)
Lineage: Eukaryota; Viridiplantae; Streptophyta; Magnoliopsida; Rosales; Rosaceae
Source: RefSeq, a predicted model, not a curated record